ACGACCGGGGUGACUGAAGGAAAGAGUUCAAAAUGCAGAUCUUUGUGAAGACCCUGACUGGAAAGGCCAUAACCCUAGAGGUGGAGCCAAGUGACACCAUAGAGAAUGUCAAGGCCAAAAUUCAGGACAAGGAAGGUAUACCUCCAGACCAACAACGCCUGAUCUUUGCUGGGAAGCAGCUGGAAGAUGGGCGAACCCUUUCUGACUACAACAUUCAGAAAGAAUCAACUCUGCAUCUGGUGUUGAGACUGCGUGGUGGGCUUUAAAUUGGACUGGGCCUUAAUCAGUUUCAAUUGCAUUGUAAUUUUUAAUGCAUU
Messenger RNA from Hypanus sabinus (Atlantic stingray), 317 nucleotides. RefSeq names its product ubiquitin. Bases 33 to 266 code for a protein of 77 amino acids. The transcript has a single exon. Gene Ontology annotation, biological process: modification-dependent protein catabolic process; protein ubiquitination. Gene Ontology annotation, cellular component: nucleus; cytoplasm. Gene Ontology annotation, molecular function: ubiquitin protein ligase binding; protein tag activity. NCBI's taxonomy places the organism in Eukaryota, Metazoa, Chordata, Chondrichthyes, Myliobatiformes, Dasyatidae. The record is from RefSeq and is a predicted model, not a curated record.